CUGUGGCUGGGGUUCGAGGAGAGACCUCGGCGCCUACCUGGCUGCAGGAUGAAGCUGGCCACCAGCUCCUUGAUUCUGUGGCUGAGCCUGGGGGGUGGCCUGGCACAGAGCGACACCAGCCCUGACGCAGAGGAGUCCUAUUCCAACUGGGGCCUCCGGCACAUCCGGGGCAGCUUUGAGUCUGUCAACAGCUACUUCGAUUCCUUUCUGGAGCUGCUGGGAGGGAAGAACGGGGUAUGUCAGUACCGGUGCCGAUACGGAAAGGCACCAAUGCCCAGACCUCACUACAAGCCGCAGGAGCCCAAUGGCUGCAGCUCCUACUUCCUGGGUCUCAAGGUACCAGAAAGUAUGGACUUGGGCAUCCCAGCAAUGACCAAGUGCUGCAACCAGCUGGAUGCCUGUUAUGACACCUGCGGUGCCAACAAGUAUCGCUGUGAUGCAAAAUUCCGAUGGUGCCUCCACUCUAUCUGCUCUGACCUUAAGCGAAGUCUGGGCUUCGUCUCCAACGUGGCAACAUGUGAUUCCCUGGCUGAUACCGUGUUUAAUACUGUAUGGACUUUGGGCUGCCGACCCUUUAUGAAUAGUCAACGGGCAGCCUGCAUCUGCGCAGAAGAGGAGAAAGAGGAGUUAUAGGGAAGAGGUGUCUCCUUUUUGGUUUUGCGUUGACAUCAUGGCUGU
This is a messenger RNA of Myotis lucifugus (little brown bat), 678 nucleotides long. RefSeq names its product phospholipase A2 group XIIB (gene PLA2G12B). The record is from RefSeq and is a predicted model, not a curated record. Lineage: Eukaryota; Metazoa; Chordata; Mammalia; Chiroptera; Vespertilionidae. Gene Ontology annotation, biological process: cholesterol homeostasis; triglyceride homeostasis; lipid catabolic process. Gene Ontology annotation, molecular function: calcium ion binding; A2-type glycerophospholipase activity. The coding region runs from base 49 to 633 and encodes 194 amino acids. Gene Ontology annotation, cellular component: extracellular region. The transcript has 4 exons.